This is a messenger RNA of Alosa alosa (allis shad), 2971 nucleotides long. RefSeq names its product neuronal guanine nucleotide exchange factor (gene ngef). Gene Ontology annotation, molecular function: protein binding; guanyl-nucleotide exchange factor activity. Bases 214 to 2589 code for a protein of 791 amino acids. The record is from RefSeq and is a predicted model, not a curated record. Gene Ontology annotation, biological process: activation of GTPase activity. Lineage: Eukaryota; Metazoa; Chordata; Actinopteri; Clupeiformes; Clupeidae. The transcript is spliced from 16 exons.
UGUGUGUGUGAGUGUUUCCCUGUAUGAGAGUGUAUUGUGACGUCUCAAUUGGCAUACUACUACUGCUCACUUAAUUGGAGUGUUACUGAUAGUUCUGGUGAUAUGAAGUGUGCUGCCCCAGAAUCAUAACGAUGUGUGUGUGUGUGAGUGUUUAUGUUUCCCACCUGUAUGAGAGCGUAGUUCUGGUGAUAUGAGGUGUGCGGAAUCAUAACGAUGGAUCGAUGGACACCAUCUUGGAAGGGGAGGGGCAUUUUCAAACUUGUGAUAAUCGCAGUUGAGGAAACUGGAGGAGUGGAAAAUGCACAGAUCAGGGGGUCGUCGUCGAGGCGACAGAGUGCAGCAACAGUGGGUGUGGAGGUGGUCUCCAUGGCGAUGACGGCACUGUUUGGUGGGAGGAAGAAGCGAGAGGAGCGGGAGGAGAAGCGGAGGGCGGUUCCCAUGGCAACGCUGGCGGCGGAAGAGGAGAGAGAGAGGGAUGCAGAGAUGGAUGGAGACGGAGAGAGAGAGGGAAGCGCCCCCAUCCGGAGGAACUCGCGCUUCUACCGCUCCAUGAGGAAGAAGAGGAGCAGAGGAGAACAGGAGCCCAGCCACACCCCCUCCCCACAGUCAUCGCGAGACUCCGCCUCCUCCCAGAAUAAGAACACUCCCAGUACACCACGAUCUCCUAGACACCAGCGUCCUGCGAGUGCGUUGCCAAGCAACGGGCUGUCAAGAAGCCCACGUGCGGCAGAAGGCGGGGCUUCGUCUCCGUUGGCGACGGCAGGAGACGGACGAGGUAGUCGAGGGAUGGAGGAGCUGGCCAGGCGCACAGAGGAAUGCUCCAUACACACACACACACACACACACACACGCUAUCACACACACGCGCUCUCACCCACACACAGCAAUGGCAGAGCAGACCCCGAGGAUGUCCGUCUACGGUUGAUGUCUGGUGAAGAUGGGAGGAUGGACUCACACUCCAACAUAUUAAACAUUGUGAAGAAUGUGGAAUGUCUCUAUCAGGAAUAUCGCGUGACCUCCAAACAGCAGGAAGUUGAAGAGCGUCGGAGAGUGGAGCGAGAAUCUGCGCAGGCACACGCACACGCACACACACACACACACACACACACGGCCACACACACACACACACACACACCCACCGUCCACCUGCAGCUGCGGAGCAGCAGCCUCAGUCUCUGGCAGAACCUCCCGGCCGUCCAACAUCUCCUGACCAACAUGACCCCCAGAGACAUCAUACUACAGGAGGCCAUGUUUGAGCUGGUGACAUCCGAGGCGUCGUACUACAAGAGUCUGGAGCUGCUGGAGACUCACUUCCUGCGGAACUCCGGCCUCCUCAACACCCUCAGCCAAUCAGACGCCCACUUCCUCUUCUCCAACAUCCAGGACGUCAUGAAGGCCAGUGAGAAGUUUCUGAUGGACCUGGAGCAUCGUCUGGAAGAGAGCCUGCUGAUCUCUGACGUGUGUGACAUCGUGCACCAACACGCCCAAACACACUUCAACGUCUUCAUCACCUACGUCAUCAACCAGGGCUACCAGGAGAAGCACUACCGACGCAUCAUGCUGGAGAACGAGCUGUUCCGUGAGCAGAUGCAGCAGCUGGAGAAUCAGCCGUGUGUGAAAGGCCUCUCCUUCACCUCCUUCCUCAUCCUCCCCUUCCAGAGAAUCUGCCGCCUCAAACUACUGGUGCAGAACAUUCUAAAGAAGGUGGAGGAGAACACUGAGAGAGAGAUGAACGCCAUCCAAGCCCACCGGGAGUUGGAGCGGAUUGUCAGAGAGUGCAAUGAGGGCGUGCGGAAAAUGAGCCGCACUGAGGAGCUGAUCAGCAUCGAGAAAACCCUGGAGUUCAAGACUAAGUCGGUGCCAGUGAUCUCCCACUCCCGUUGGCUGCUGAAGAAGGGCAAUCUGCUGCAGAUGUCGGGGCCUAAGAGCACUAGGACCCUGAAGAGCAAGAAGCUCUACACACCCGUCUACCUCUUCCUCUUCAACAACCUGCUGCUAGUCACCAAGCCCACCAGUGGGGAUCGUUUCCUGGUGCUGGACUCCUGCAGCCGUUCCAUGCUGCGCACAGAGGACCUGACUGACCAGGGCCAGACGCUGGCGCACGCCUUCAGCCUGAAGCUGCUGGAGAACCAGGAGGACCGCGGGGUCAGCUACCUGCUCAAGGCCAGCAGCAUGAGUGAUAAACUGAGGUGGAUGUGUACUCUCACACCAAAUCGGCGAACUCGUUUCAUGUCAACCAGCGCCCAUCAACCAGAUGCCCCUCAGGUCCAGUGCGUCCAAUCCUACUCUGCCCAGGAGCCUGAUGAGCUCUCUAUUGAGAUGGCCGACGUUCUGCACGUCCUGGAGAAUUCAGACGACGGUUGGGUGUUGGGUGAGCGGCUUCAUGACGGGGAGCGUGGCUGGUUUCCGUGGCGGGUUGUCGAGGAGAUCCAGAGUGCCGAGCUGCGCGCUCAGAACCUGCGCGAGUGUCAGCGUAUCCAGCAGGCGCAGGGGUCACGCGGCCGCCACACACACUCACGCUCACAAUCGCACGCGCACACACACUCCCACGGCCUCUCACUCUCCCACUCCAGCACCGGGCCCCUCUAACGCACGCCGCACGGCUCCACCAAUCACAGCAGGAGCUCAGAGUGACCACCUCAUGGCGCUUCCCACUAGCCGCAGGUCAUGUGACCAGAGUUCACAGGAAUGAGACUCAGGACGUCGGGGAGAUGUGUGUGUAUAUUCUGCGAAAGAGAGACGUGUGUGUGUGUGUGUGUGUGAGUGGGGAGAUUGUCUGCAUUUUCCAUAUUAUUGUUCAGACUGAAAAGACACUUUAAGGGACUAAAUCAUACAAUUAUACAUCCAAACAACCCAGAAACACACACACUUAACCCAGUCUGAUGAACCAGAAACCACUCUCACACACACACACGCACACACACACACACACACACAGUCUGAUAAACCAGAAACCAUUUUUUAAUAACAC